AUGUACAACAACGCCACGCCCACCCUGCGCCCCUACCACGGCUCCUGCCACUGCGGUGACGUCCGCUACAUCGUCUUCCUCACCCUCCCCCACACCGUCCCCGAUACCUCGGUCCCCCCGCCGCCGGGGAAAUCGUACCAGCGCUUCUACCGCUGCAACUGCACCCCCUGCCACAAAGGCGGCCAGUUCCACACGCGCCUCGCUGACGCCCCCGGCGACUUCAUCCUGCUCUCCCCCACCGACGGGCCCUUCAACGGCAGCAUGGGCCUCUACACCCACAACGACGGGCAGAAACACUUGCCAUUCUGCAAGAGGUGUGCGAUGCGAUGCUUCAGCUUCGAGGGAGACGGGGAGACGGUGGAGGUGGAUCUCGGCGCGCUGGGCAUCACGGAUAGGAAAACGGGGGAGAAGAUGGGGAGGCAGAUGGUGUGGAGACCCAAGAGAGAGGGGUGGAAUGAGGGACCGGAUGGGGAGAGCUAUCUGAGCGUGAAUGGGUUUACCAUUGACGCCGAUCAGGGACUUGAGCUGGCCGAGCUGACUGAUGCAAAGGUCGUCGAGUAUAACGACAUGUUGGGCUAUCCCGAACAGCCUGAAGGACCGCCGAGGUGGGAUAGGCCAUACCACGGAGGGGCUUACUAG
Sporisorium graminicola is the source of this 639-nucleotide messenger RNA. RefSeq lists its product as uncharacterized. The record is from RefSeq and is a predicted model, not a curated record. Gene Ontology annotation, molecular function: carbon-sulfur lyase activity. NCBI's taxonomy places the organism in Eukaryota, Fungi, Basidiomycota, Ustilaginomycetes, Ustilaginales, Ustilaginaceae. The transcript has a single exon. The coding region runs from base 1 to 639 and encodes 212 amino acids.